AUGAGGAUUUCUUCUUUGGCCCUUGUGGGGCUCAUCAGCACCUUGUUCUGUGAGGUACAAAGUUUUGUUCCAGGCCACUUGGCCCCUCAAACAAAGCCGACGGCGUUUGUAGUCAAAUCAACCCCAGUGAAAGAUGAUACGGAAACAGAAACAGCCAAGGCGUCUGCGAUGACGUCGGAAGAUGAAGCCGUGCUAUUUGGUGGACAGAGCUCCAGCAACUUUGACUAUCCGUCCCAACGAAUGAACCGUUCCGCAGGCGGACAACCUGACAAUUCUGUGCAGCUCAAUUCACUCGAUUAUGCCUCCGACCCACUCAUCAACAAGCUUCGAACCGUCCGAGACACCUUGACCAACUGUCCUGAACUCUGGGCCCAACUUGCCGAUCUAUGCCCUGAGCGCCGUGCCUUGCUGGAUGAACAUAUGUGCGACGAAAAGAUCGACCUCAACUUUAGCCAGAUGAACACUGUGGUCCAAAAGAGUGCCACUGUGUUUGCCGACUUGGGCAUUCAAAAAGGAAAAAACGUGGCUGUUCUGGGAGAAAACUCGGCUCGAUGGCUCAUGGUAGACCACGGAAUUCAAAUGGCAGGAGGAGCUUCGGCGGUCCGCGGUGCGGAUGCUCCCAUUGACGAAUUGCUCUACAUUUAUGAACAUUCGGACAGUGCCGGGGUAGCUGUUGUUCAGGGACCACGGCUCUUGCAGAAACUCAUCAAACAUGCCAAGGCAACCGGACUGGAGAACCUAGGACUGCAAAAUGACUCUUAUGGCCCAGUCAAGACGAUUCUUCUCAUGCACCGAGAGAAAAAGUCCGACGAAGACAUUGCCAAGCUUGCGGCAGAAGCGGGUGUGGAAAUCAAGGUUUUUGGUGAUUUGCUAGACGCAGCCUCUCCCCUUGACCCCAGUCGUCGCCCUUCUCUUGGACACAGUGACAUUGCAACCAUUGUGUACACUUCGGGCACCACUGGACGACCCAAGGGUGUUAUGCUUUCUCAUGGAAACUUGAUUCAUCAGGUCACGCAUCGAUUGAGUCCUUCAAAGAAAUACGAAGAGGCGGAACCUGUUCCUGGAGACAAGAUGGUUUCAUUGCUUCCCGUUUGGCAUAUCACAGAGCGUACCUUUGAAUUGUGGAUGGCAUCGAGAGGUUGCAGCGUUGUCUACUCGUCAAUUCGUACUUUCAAAAAAGACAUGGCAACUCACAAACCAGAAUGGAUGGUGUUGGUCCCUCGUGUCUUGGAGAAAAUUGCUUUGGGAGUGCAGGACAAGUUUUCCUCGGGCAGUAUUGUUGUCAAGACAUUGGUGAAGGUAUUCACAGCCACUUCUUCAACCGCUGCCAAGCAAAAGAAAAUCUCGGAAGGAAUCGUGGUCGGAGACGAAGCCCCUGGAAUUCUGCAGAAGGCUAUGGCAAAAGUAAUCUGCAUUGGCUUGGCCCCCCUCAAUGCUGUAGGAGACAAGUUGGUUUGGAGCAAAGUGAAGGAUGGAUUCGGUGGAAACCUGAAAGUUAUCAUUGCAGGAGGAAGUGCACUGGCAGGGUCGUUGGAGGAGUUUUAUCAAACUGUAGGGAUGACAGUUUGUGUCGGCUAUGGUUUGACCGAGUGUUCUCCGCUCAUCUCUUAUCGACGAGCCGAUGCCAAUUUGGUGACGGCAGGAUGUGCCGGUAAAGUAUGCCGGGAUACAGAGCUGAGAGUGGUAGAGCUGGAUGCAAAGGCAGGCGAUGUAGAACGUGCUGCUCUUCCUGACGGCGAAGCUGGAGUUGUCCUGGCUCGCGGACCACAAGUCAUGCAAGGGUACUACAAGAACCCUGAAGCAACCGCGAAGGCAAUCGACAAGUUUGGUUGGUUCGAUACUGGCGACGUCGGUCGUAUUAACCCUGUCACGGGAGAUUUGAUUCUGACGGGGCGUGCCAAGGAUACAAUUGUUUUGUCGAAUGGCGAGAACAUCGAACCGGGCCCGAUUGAAGAUGCAGUCUUGGGAAGUACCACAUUGAUUGAACAAGUGAUGUUGACCGGCCAGGAUGGACGUCGGCUUGUGGCCAUUGCUGUUUUGCGCCCAGAAGAACUGGGAGCCGCCGGCUUCCUUGAAAAGGCCGAGGCAACCAAAUUGCAAGCUGCCUAUGACAAGAUCAAUGACCCCAAGUGCAGCGAUGGGGACCGCGAAGAGAACUUGAAGGUUUUGGAUGAAGCCGUGUCAAAGUUGCAAUCCAAUGCUAGCCUCAAGAGCAACCUGAAGACUGACAUCAAAUCUGCUACAUCAUCUUUCCGUCCCUGGGAACAAGUCGGAGACAUUCAUGUGACUAUUGAACCAUUUGCCAUGGCCAACGGCCUUCUCACCCAGAGCUACAAAGUGAAGCGAGAUGCUGUGCUGGCAAGGCAUGGUGCGGAUCUGCCCUAA
Messenger RNA from Seminavis robusta, 2385 nucleotides. The record is from the annotation of a GenBank genome assembly. Lineage: Eukaryota; Bacillariophyta; Bacillariophyceae; Naviculales; Naviculaceae.